AGUAAAUAAACGACAUAAACAAACUGAAUGCUCAUUCUCUUUUUCUGGUUGUUCUAAUACGGAAUUCAUUUUUAAUAGCAAUUAGUUUUAAGUAAUUUAGUCAUGUUUUUCGAAAAGAUUCGUCAACUUACACUUUUGCUGGAAAAGCAGGAACUUGAGGCACCAAACGGUAUUGUUUCUGUUCAACUGUACUCUGAAUUAUUUGCGGCAUAUCUUUAUCAGAACGAUCUCUCUAAUGCCCGGUACCUUUGGAAACGAAUUCCGCCAAAUGUGAAAGCCGGUCACUCCGAGCUGGAUCAGAUGUACAAAGUAUUCCAGUGCCAGUGGAACAACGACACCGCUGGGUUCUACAAAGCCAUCAACUAUGAUUGGUCCAAGCAUGUGUCCGAGCUCAUGUUUGAGCUAAAAGAAAAAAUGCAGCAAGAAACAGUGAACCUAAUCGGACGGGCCUACAGUUCGAUUUUUGAGAAUGUCCUUGCUGAAAUGACCAACCAAACACCGGAUAUGAUAGACGAGAUGUGCAAAAACUUGAACUGGGAAAUUAUUGAUGGGCCGCGUCCCAGGUUGAUUUUGCCAAAACAUCCACCAGUAGACAAGCCUCUGGUGGUUACAGCAGAGGAUCAGCUACAGAAGUUAACCGACUUUGUGUCGUUUUUGGAAAAUUAAUCGUUUGCUAGCACACAAUGUUUUAAAAGCACAUGAACAUGUUUACUUGGUUUGAAAUAAACGAUUGAUCGUGAAUAA
Molecule: messenger RNA, 744 nt
Organism: Armigeres subalbatus
Lineage: Eukaryota; Metazoa; Arthropoda; Insecta; Diptera; Culicidae
Gene: CSN8
Product: COP9 signalosome complex subunit 8
Exons: 3
Coding region: 103-666 (187 amino acids)
Biological process (GO): COP9 signalosome assembly; protein deneddylation
Cellular component (GO): COP9 signalosome
Source: RefSeq, a predicted model, not a curated record